Molecule: messenger RNA, 1699 nt
Organism: Fimicolochytrium jonesii
Lineage: Eukaryota; Fungi; Chytridiomycota; Chytridiomycetes; Spizellomycetales; Powellomycetaceae
Product: major facilitator superfamily domain-containing protein
Exons: 7
Coding region: 82-1569 (495 amino acids)
Biological process (GO): transmembrane transport
Molecular function (GO): transmembrane transporter activity
Source: RefSeq, a predicted model, not a curated record
UCUCCACCAUCCCGUUGAUGCCCUCUUCGGAAUUGCGCAAGUCGGCGACGCUUUAAAGUCAAGCCCACCCCAAGUGUCAAAAUGGAACACUCCGCCGGCGUCGAGGAAGGAGGUGAACAGCGAUACCGGGUAGAGAAAGGAGAUUCUGCAACCGUCGUAGAAGUUCAUGAGGUGAAGGCUUCCGACACUCGCAUCUUCCUCAUUGUUGCCAUCGUCACCCUAUCCUAUGUCAUCGUCAACCUCGAUGGUUCCUCAGCGGCCCUCUCAACGAUCGGCAAGGCGUUGAACGCUUCGGCGCUCCAACUAGCCUGGGUCUACAAUGCCUUCACUCUGCUCUCCACUCCGCUGAUUCCCUUGUGGAGUAAGCUGGCGGACGCUUUCGGCCAGAGGAACAUUGUUCUCUUCGGUUUGAUUACCUUCCUUGCCGGAUCCGCCGGCGCGGGCGCUGCGUCCAGCAUGGCUGUACUCGGCAUCUUCCGUGGUGUGCAAGGCCUCGGAAACUCGGCCAUCGUUGCCAUGUCCCUCGUCAUUUUCACUGAGUAUUACCCGAUCCAUAAGCGCGGCUUCGCAUUCAACAUUAUCGGUGCCGCCAUGGGUUUCACUAUGAUCCUCGGCCCCAUCGUGGGCGGAUCUAUUACCGACAAUGCUUCCAUGGGAUGGCGCUGGAGCUAUUGGAUUCUUCUGCCACUCACCGGCCUGCUGUUCCCGCUUCCUGCCAUUGUGUCCGGCAAGGCGGACGGAGCAAAUUACAAACCCCUCAAGAACAUGGACUACCUCGGCUUCAUUACACUGGUUGGCACUACCGCAUGCAUCUUGCUUGCCCUUGCAUGGGGUGGUAAACAGUACAACUGGGCCUCCGGCCAAAUCAUUGGCCUCUUCGUCGCUGGAGGAGUCUUCGCUGCCUUGUUCAUUCUCGUUGAGAUAUUCGUCGCCAAAGAACCCGUUUUCCCGCCUUACAUGUUCCGAUCGCUCAACAACAACGCCGUCUUUGUCAUGAACUUUUUCCAAGGUGGUGCGGCAAUGGCUUUCAUGAUGUUUGGACCGAUGUAUUAUAAAGGGGACCUUAAAGAUACAGCUCUUCAAUCCGCCGUGGACGUCACCCUGGCCAUCAACCUCGCCUGGAUGGUUUUCGGUAUCAUCUCCUCUCAGCUCCUCCGCUACGUGCCGGCGAACAUUCUGGUCAUCAUCGGGACGGGCUUGACGACGAUCGGCACUGGCUUGUUUUCUCUCGCCAUUUCUCAAGGGGUGCCUAGCAAGGGCGUUGCCGCCAUCUACCUCAUCAUCUUUGGUGCGGGCCAAGGUCUGUCAACCCAGAACUCGUUCCUCAUUGCCCAGGCCCACUUGGAGAAAAAGCAAGACUCCAAGUUGAUGUCCAACAUUCCCGUCUAUUUCCAUCGUGUUGGGGGAAGUAUCCUCGUUGCGAUUUUGUCCGCUAUUUACAGUCACGAGAAUUCCGCCGCUGCCGCUGCCGCAAUGCCGUCCGGUAGCGGAAACAUGGUGAGUCCUCGCUGCAUCAGUUACUUUCCUUCCUCCCAUUGUAAACCAUUGACCGUCUUUCCCACUUUAUAAAGGCCAGCACGGGUAUGGACAUGGGCGGCGGUUCAACCUCCAACUCCACGAUGCCGGCAAGCGGUUCCGCUAUGCGCAUGGGCAACUCGCGGCCCGGAACAACAGCCGCCUUCCGGUGGGCCAUUCUGUU